AAUUUCUGUAGGAGCUAUACCCUGAAUUUCCACAGGAGCUAUAUCCUGAAUUUCCACAGGAGCUAUUCCCUUUGCUUGCUAAUUUGGACUUUUAUUCAGUGAACACCUGUGUGUGCUACAAUCUAGUGAGGUAACCAGUUUCUCAACCCUUGUGUGAGAUUUCUAAAAACCUGGGUGCUUUUUGUACAAUAUUCUAAAGCAUGAUUCGAGAUAUAUAUAUAUAUAUUCCUAAGUAUGAAUAUAUUUAUUACAUUUAUUUGGGCACAAAUUUGAUACAUUUAUUACAAGAUUGUUACUAGAAAAAAUUCAAAGGUGUUAGUAUAAAGGUGGUAUCUUUUUACAUAUUACUAACAUAACAAAACUACAUCGUUCACAAAGAGGAAUUAGGUAAGUUUUAAAUUCAAGAUUCUUUACCUCAUAUUCAAGACAAAUCUUGAACUUUAUCUGUAAUGAUUUUUUGAGACUUAACUCCACUGUCAGCAUUGUUAAGUGCUUGCUUUUUACUCCAUAGUUCUAACAAGGUAAUUUUACUGUAAAGGUUUCAGUGCAGUUGUUUCCUUGAAUGUUGUUUACUCUGAUGUUUAACUGUUAUAUGACAAAUAAGUUAAUUCUUGUUAAGAUUGAUUUUUGUUUAGUCUCAGUGAUGUUAACUUUAAGUUCUUUUACAGAUACUUGAUUAAGGUUAAGUUUUACUGAAGUUGAUUUUAAGAUUUUUUGAAGCAUACAUGUUUGAAUUACAAGAUAUAAUUCCUUUGCUAUAAAAGUGAACGACAUAAAGCCUGAAUUUUUGUCAAAAUUUGAUCAUUUAAAUGACAAGAUACAGCUUUUUUACUAUAGCAAUAAGAACAAUUUUAUUUUUAAUAAAUAAUACUGAAGAAUGAGAAACAAUUCCAAAUUAUGACUGUAAUUAGUUAUGAGUUAUUUAAUGCUUUCUUUUACUUUUUUGCUUUAAUGUCAUAUAUGUCUAGAAAAAUAUAACCUCAAUUUCUUAAGACAGUUUCUACUGAUAUAUUAAGUAACCCUGAUUAUGUUGUUAAUCUUGUGAUGUGAAUUCACUGACUUUUUAUAACAAGCAUUACUUUUUUAUAACAGGCAUUACAUUUGCUAUUUGUUUAUGGUACCACUGACUAACUAACGAUAAAUGAGAAAGCUACUUCACAAACCUUCACUUAUUGUUGUAUAGCUAUUUAGAAGACAUAUAUUAUUUUUCUAACUACUAUUACUAAGAGAUUUCUAAAAUACAUUAAAAAACCUCUUCCAGUUAAAAGGACCCUGGCCAAGUCCUGGCCUUAACUAGUAGAGAAAAUUUUCUGCACCAAAAUGAUAUUAAAAUAAUUUUGACUUACCAAAUUUGGACCUUUUAAGGUGAACUUGGAAGUCUUACUCAGGAAUGAUUUUCCAAGCCCUCACUUUAAAAAAUAAAGCUUGCCAAUUACUACAGAUCUAAGCAAUAAUACAAUAUUAAAGAAAUUGAUAAGGCAUUGUUUUAAAUCACCAUUCUGUUUUUCAAAUGCUACUUACUGUAUCUAUUACCUGAUUUACCUUUACUUAAUAUAAGUUGAUUGUUUUAUUAUAUAUUGUUAUGCUUUUAUGUUGCCUUCAUGUUCAUAAUGAGAAACACACAUGUUAUUAAAAACCAAAACAUUAGGGGGGAAUAUAGCUCCUUCAGAACUUUACACUAAUAUUUACACAAAAAAUUAGGGGAAAUAUAGCUCCUCCAGAAUUUUACACUAAUAUUUACACUAAAAUAUUUUUAAAGCAAACCAAAUCAUAUUAAACUGGAUCCUCUACCCUCCUGAAACAUCAUUGGUGGAACCCCAAGAACUAGAGUUCCUGGGUUCUGUGAAAUUGCAUUGUUAUGUUAAUUUUAAAUACAUGGGAAGAAAUCAGUCUGAAGCUUGAGAUGUUUCUCCCUAUCAUCCCGUGUAUGAGAAUCAAACCUUUUGGUACAAUUACACUUCUGGCAGCCUUUCUAAAUCCAGUAGUGCAGCUGCCAUCAGAAAUGUUUUUAGUUAAUAAAGAUCAAGCCUGAGCCUUUUAGUGGCUGGAGUUUUUAGCUAAAAGAUUCUUUUUAGGAUAGGUAGGUAUGUGGUAAUUUUGAUAAUAAUUGUAUUAAUCAUGAUACCUUUCAGUGUGUGCAGAGAUUAAUUAAGAAGACCAUUUAGUCAAAAGGGAAAGGGGAGUGCUGGAAUGUUGGGGGACACAAGACAGAUCAUGGUCAACAUAAGAGAUUUGAUAAGAUGAUACCUUGGCAAAAGCAAAUGGAACUUUGAAAAUUAGACCUAGAUUGCAAGAAGAUUAAAUCAAACUGAAAGAUCAAAUCACCAGAAAAAGAAAAUCCCAUUAAACUCUGCAAGCAAGAGAUGUUGUUAUAUGCAUAAGUUUGUCUGUGCGAUUUCAACCUAAUCAUUGUAGUACACAUUACUGGUCUCCCUGAAACAGUACAUAAACAUUUGUGUCCCACAAUAAAACCGGAUUUUGAUCACUGAGUCAUCUCCCCGUGUCUGUCCAUCGCUGCCAGCCCAGUCCUUCCACACACCCUGGUGAGGCGGUGCCUGGCCAGCGCCUCUGCCACCCACGGGCACCUCACCAUGCGCUGCCCCAGGAUAAGGCUCCCCAAAAUUGCCAAAGCCCUGCUUUGCCUCAUUGCUGUAACGCAGUUCUGCCUCUUCUUUGGUAAUUCCAGAUCUUUGUUUGACUUGGCGAAGACGAAGAUUUUCAGGAAAUUGAACAUUUUCCAACAUGACCCAGAGACAGAACAAGUGGACCCCCAAGAGCAACAGGGUUUAAACUAUUCUGAUAAUAAUGGGAACUCCAGCAGCAUUUUAAAGGUGACUUUGGGAGGACACAUCAUAACACUCAAAGAUGUGGUGGAGAAGACACCAAGAUGGACAGGAAAGGAGGAGCAGAAGGAAAAAGUGAAACCAGUUAUGAGCGUUAAGGAAGCAAAGGAGAACAUGGCUGUGAAACCACCACCCCAGCUGGAGGGAAUCAAGAAGACAACAGUGAAUACAACCCCUAUGGUGCAGGGAAACAAGGGUAAAACAACAGUGAGGCCAACUCCAUGGGUGGAAGAAGCCAAGGAAAAGACAACAGUGAAACCACUUCCCAGGGAGAAGGGAGGCAAGGAGAAGACAACAGUGAAACCAUCCUCAGGGGUGAAGGGAGCACAUGAGAACAGCACAACCACAGACCAAGCAAAACCCAAAGCACCUCCUGCAUCAAUGAAAACUGUAAGACCUGCUCCUCAGGCUGCUGUGACACAGAAGAGGAAACUGAGCUCUGCUAACUUCACAUCUGAGCCAAAGUGGGACUUUGAGGAUCAGUACCUGCUGGAUAACUCAUCCCCACCCUCGACCUGCUCUGAAUCAGUGAGGGCCAGGGCUGCCAAGUCUGCCUGGCUGCGGGAUCUUUUCCUGCCCAACAUCACACUCUUCAUGGACCAGAGAUACUUCAGUGACAGUGAAUGGAACCGCCUGGAGCAUUUUAUACCCCCCUAUGGCUUCAUGGACCUGAAUUAUUCACUGGUAAAGGAGGUCAUAUCCCUGCUGCCCCCAAAGCCCCACCAGCAGCUGCUCCUGGCCAACCAUGACAGCAGCAUGCCCACGUGCAUCAGCUGUGCUGUUGUGGGGAAUGGAGGAAUUCUGAAUAACUCUGGGAUGGGCCAGGAGAUUGACUCCCAUGACUAUGUCUUCAGGGUCAGCGGGGCUGUAAUCAAGGGUUAUGAAAAAGAUGUGGGAACAAAAACCUCCUUCUAUGGAUUCACGGCCUUCUCCCUGGUUUCCUCUCUUCAGAUCUUGGGACACAGAGGGUUCAGCAGGAUCCCGUGGGAUGAACACGUCAGAUACAUUCACUUCCUGGAGGGAGCAAGAGACUAUGAGUGGCUGAAGGCUCUUCUGCUGAACAAGCACAUCAGGAAAGGAUUCUUGAACCUUGGCAGGCAGAAGCCCCGGCAGAAAUUCGAUGAAGCUUUCACAAUGGACAAAUACCUGGUGGUUCACCCUGAUUUCCUCAGAUACAUGAAAAACAGGUUUUUAAAGUCCAAAAAUUUGGAAAAGCACUACUGGAGGCUGUACAGACCCACAACAGGGGCCUUCCUGCUGCUGACUGCCCUCCAUCUCUGUGACAGGGUCAGUGCCUAUGGCUACAUCACGGAGGGGCACGAGAAGUACUCGGAUCACUACUAUGACAAGGACUGGAAAAAGCUGAUUUUCUACAUUAACCAUGACUUCAACCUGGAGAAACAGGUGUGGAAAAGGCUUCAUGAUGAGAAUAUCAUGAAACUUUACCUGAGAACCUGACUGCAGCAAGGGCCAGUUUGCCUGGGCAAUCUCAACAACACCUCACUGGGAACAGAAGACAACCACCAGAGCCAAGGUUAGCUCUGGACUGCCAGGCACAUUUCAUCCCCACAAAGACAUUUCCCUCCUUCAGCACCUCUCUUAUUUCACUUCAACAAAUGUAUGAAUGCUGCAGACCCAAAGACCAACAGGAAAAUGCAGCCUGCCAACAAAGUGCCACCUGGCUGUGCUGCAGGACUCCUGCUGGUUGUUGUAGGCAUGGGUAUUGUGAGAGCACAAUCCAGGUUAUGCUCCUUGGUGUAAUUCAGGUUUUCUCUCUGCAAGGAGAUGCUCCUCAGGCUGGGGCCACUGCUCUUCUGGGUGGAUCCUCUCCAUUAGCAAUGCCCAUUUUGGAGCUGGGUAUUGUCUAAACAAACUCCCUGGGGAGCUGGAAUGGAUGGAGGUGGAAAGACAGAUUUUGUUUCAGGUUGAUUUAAUUUCUUGAUGGGGAGGGCUGCACUCACUCUGCUCCCUGCAGAUAAAAAGGAUGGACUGGACACAUCCAGGUGACUAAUUUGAGAGAAUGGGUUUCACUUCUGCUACCCUGUGUGGCCUUGCUACGACACUUCCAGAGGAGCAGUGCCAUCAACUCCAGGGCAGGUAGCUGCUCUCCAUGGUGCAGCAGACCUCCUGUACCUCUGCCUCUUGCCCCAGGGCUCCCCUGGCUGCACAAAAUGUGAAUUUUGUGGCAUGGACCUGAUGUGCCAAGUCCUUGCAUAGCUGGACUUGGUCACGCUUGGCUCCCAGCUGUGCCCAGGGCGCUGUGUUUGUCCUGUUGGGAGGAGAGGUGGAAGCUCUCCAAGGCCAGGGAUGGAUGCCAUGUGUCCUUGCUGCUGGCUGAAGUGCCUGUCCCCCGUGGUGCUGAGAGGGGCCCAGCUGCAGCCAGCACACCUGGAGCGUGCUGGCCUCCUGGAAGGGGUUUUGUAAGUAAAAUAAAUGGCAAUACUUUGGCCAAGCUGAUCUUUCGUGCAGCCCUGUGGGUUGUGGUUAUUUAGUGCACCCAGAAUUGAUGUUUAAUGGCUGAGAUACAACAGAUGGCAAAGCCAGGAGAGUACAGGACUGAGGGACAAUGAGGUUAUCUUAUUUGGAGAAGCUCUGCAGCUUGUGUGGACACACCUGAGCAUCCCCCAGCUGUUCACCUUGCAGGACAGGGAUCAGCACCAGCCAAACACCUCCCUGAGGAAGUGGGUGAACACCUGGCAAGUUUGCCCUAGUCCCAGCAACUGCUCUCCAAGUGCAUCAGAUAUUCAAGGAAAAUGCACGAAGGGCUGGCUGUUUCCCCCAUGACACUGUGGAAAAACACAAAGCCACCUCCAGUGUCCCAGCAGGUGCAGAGCCUGUCCCUGGGGUUAACCAGCUGCACACUCACCAGACCUGCUUGGCUGUGAGUGUUUUUCCAUUUCUGCAGCGUUUUUGUGGGGGGCAGCAGUGUCUCCAGGGACUCUCUGGGCUCCAAGGAAGGCAUUUCAGCCGGGAUUGUCAGCAGGGUUGGUCAGGCUUGAUUUCCUUUCCCCCUUUUUGCUUGUGCUGCAGAGAGGCCGGGCAGUUUCUCAUGUCUCACUGAGCUUGUUUGUGAAGGACAGCCGCCCACAGUGAGAAUCAAAAUGCAGAAUUCAGCUUCUCUGGAGAGGCUGUAGCCUGUGCCUGGCUGCUGUGCACAUCAGGAGCCCGUGGGAGCAGCGAGCUGUCCGAAAGGCACGGUGCCUCUGCUGGGAGUGAUGCAGCCCUGUGGGAAUGCCAGGCAGAGCAGAAAUCCUUCCUGAGCAGCAAACAGGGAGGCCUGAGUGAGGCUGGUCACCACCCAGAGCUGCCUGAGGAGGAACUCCUGCAGCCAGGAGCUCCGGACCUGCUGGAUGCCUCAGCCCCUCGUGGUGGCCGUGCACGCUGUCCCCAGGUGGCCCUGGUGGCGUGGCUGUCCCCAGGCCCUGCAGGCUCUCCCUGGUGGGCUGUGGGUGGGCAGUGAGGCAGUUUUGCUCCUUGCCUGUCCCUCAGGCCACACCACAUUGCUGUGGGUUGCUUAGUGACCGGCUCCACCGGGCAUUCUUCCUGCCUGAAUAGGGCUUUUCUCUUCCCCAGAAGUUGGAAGAAGUUUCUCUUAGACCUUUCCCUCCCC
Molecule: messenger RNA, 6453 nt
Organism: Passer montanus (Eurasian tree sparrow)
Lineage: Eukaryota; Metazoa; Chordata; Aves; Passeriformes; Passeridae
Gene: ST6GALNAC1
Product: ST6 N-acetylgalactosaminide alpha-2,6-sialyltransferase 1
Exons: 9
Coding region: 2592-4301 (569 amino acids)
Molecular function (GO): alpha-N-acetylgalactosaminide alpha-2,6-sialyltransferase activity
Source: RefSeq, a predicted model, not a curated record